This is a messenger RNA of Trifolium pratense (red clover), 1652 nucleotides long. RefSeq names its product thioredoxin-like fold domain-containing protein MRL7, chloroplastic. Gene Ontology annotation, cellular component: chloroplast stroma. Bases 276 to 1364 code for a protein of 362 amino acids. The record is from RefSeq and is a predicted model, not a curated record. Lineage: Eukaryota; Viridiplantae; Streptophyta; Magnoliopsida; Fabales; Fabaceae. Gene Ontology annotation, biological process: chloroplast organization; regulation of DNA-templated transcription. The transcript has 4 exons.
GAGUAGCAUAGCAUGAUUAUCAGAAAAUAAAGAGGGGGAAAACUGAAAAAGGCAAGUAGUACGUUCAAGCAGUCACACACAACUACCGUCGUUACAACCCGAAUUGAAGUAACUAUAUUAAUUGCUUCCUUCUCAGUAUCUUCUGUUUCCAUCUUUGAAACCCGAAUUGAAGUAAGUGUUUCGUUUAUUUAUUUAGUUCAGUGACAAUUUGUGUUCCCGCGUGUUUUUGAACACCAACUGUUUGUUAAAAUAACCCAACUAUAUACAAUACCAAAAUGCUAAUUCUUCAAACAGCUAUUGUGCCCGGAAGCUUCUCACCUUUUCAUGCUACAAAACUUGAUACAAAUUUUCAAUCUUUUUCUCAUUCACGGUUCUUUUCUUAUUCAACUAAAUCUACCCAUCGAAUUGUAAAGCCUAUAUCAAUAUCAUGUUCUGUUUCAACUAACUCUAGUUCGAAACCUGAACCGGAAAACAAUUCUACCUCCAAAUUAAGAGGGGGAAAUAAGGGGAAAAGUUCCCAACAUGAAGAUGAUGUAUCCAUUAAUAAGGGUGAUGGAAAAUCUGAGGAUAACUUCCCGACAAUUAUUCCAAGGAAGCCGAGGCGCGGUCGUAAAAGUGAGGCAAUGAAAGUUGAAGAUUUUAUACGUAACAGACUCCAGACCACAUUCGAUGCAAUUCGGCAACAAAAUGCGGAUGCUUUGAAGAAUCAUAAGGAUAUAAUGAAGGACAGUGUACAUGACGAGUCUAAAUCAAAAGAAAGCGACGAUGAAGAUGAUGAUGAGGAGGAGGAGGAGGAAGAUGAAAAUGAUGGAGGAAAGAAGGGUGUAAUUGAGGAAGAAAGUGAGAGCUGGCCAUUGGAUGCGGAUGUUGGGUGGGGAACUAGAGCUUCAGAGUAUUUUGAGAAGCAUCCAAUAAAGAAUGUUGUGGGAGAAGAUGGUGUUGAAAUUGACUGGGAAGGGGAGAUUGAUGAUAAUUGGGUGCAGGAGAUCAAUUGUUUGGAGUGGGAAAGUUUUGCUUUUCAUCCCAGCCCUUUAAUUGUUCUUGUCUUUGAACGCUAUAACAGGGCAACUGAUAACUGGAAAAAUUUGAAAGAGCUGGAGAAAGCAGUAAAGGUGUUCUGGAGGGCUAAAGAUCACUUACCUCCUCGGGCGAUUAAGAUAGACAUUAACAUUGAGAAAGACUUGGCUUAUGCCCUCAAAGUUCGAGAAUGUCCUCAAAUUUUGUUUUUACGGGGCAAUAAUAUGGUGUACAGGGAGAAAGAACUCAGAACUGCGGACGAGCUGGUUCAGAUGAUUGCAUUUUUCUAUUACAAUGCAAAGAAGCCUGCAUGGAUAGAUGACAAGGCCUUGUAUUCGCGUUCAUAAUUGUUUUUUCAAGAAUGUCACAUGGCCCUCAUGGCGUAGCAAUUCUAAAUUACAAUAAUGAUCAACUAUAUAAAACUAAAGAUAUAUAUCAAGAUUAUUUAAAUCUAGAAGCAUGUUGUUGACCUAACCUUCCUGACUCACCAACAGGUAAGUUGCCAUGCCUUUCAGUGUGCUGUGUUGGAUCAAAAUUUGAAAUUGCAUGUGGUAUGAAAAUUGUGUAUAAAUUGUUUCCCUUGAGAUUUAUGUUGCUUUAAAAUAAUACAGUUUUUAUUAUCUUUUUUCUUUUGA